Molecule: messenger RNA, 12317 nt
Organism: Maniola jurtina (meadow brown)
Lineage: Eukaryota; Metazoa; Arthropoda; Insecta; Lepidoptera; Nymphalidae
Gene: unc-13
Product: protein unc-13 homolog B
Exons: 28
Coding region: 830-9133 (2767 amino acids)
Biological process (GO): synaptic transmission, glutamatergic; synaptic vesicle maturation; presynaptic dense core vesicle exocytosis
Cellular component (GO): plasma membrane; presynaptic membrane; synaptic vesicle membrane
Molecular function (GO): diacylglycerol binding; calmodulin binding; phospholipid binding
Source: RefSeq, a predicted model, not a curated record
CUAUUGUGUUCUACUUAUCUAAUUUCAUAAAUGAAUUAAACUAAAGCAACAGUAAAUUUUAUUAAUUACAGCAAAUACUUUCAUACCAUUCUGAGUUUGUUUACCACUGUAAGAGUUGAAGAGGGUAUAUAUUACUAAUAAAUCCUAAUUCCAAAUAUUUUCAGCGAAGCGGUGGUCGAACCUGGUUCUGCUCCUCUCUCCUUUCUCUCCUUUCCUUCUCCCGAACCAGGUGACAUCUUCCACCUCUGAGGAUAGAAUGCUCACGUGGAAUCAAACACGAACCGCUUAGCUGCCUCCACAAAACAAGGAAACUAUAAAUAAAUUCAUUAAUAAACAGACAGGAAAUAAAAAAAAUAUUCACUAAGAUGGAUUUAUUAAGCUGAUAGUUAUUUUGCUACUCCAGAACAGAGUUUCAGGAAAUAGUUUACUUGUUUUUUGAGGUUCACUACCCCUCCCUUACUGUUCAUAACAACAAUCAUGUACGAAUAUAUGAUUGUUACUAUGAAAAAACUAGUUUGAUCUAUAGUAAUCCACUCUAACUUUUAUUUUUUCCCCCUCUUUCAGAAAAGUGAUUUACAAUUUUCAAUAUUUAAAAGUAUAUUUUUGAUGAAAGUAAAUAAUAAUUUAAUUCCGUCUAAGUACAAAGUAUACAUAAAGUGUUAACAAGUUUUAGUGAUAAUUUUAAAAGUAAACUAACAAAAAUAAACAAUAUGUGUUAAGACGCAAGUGAUAAAAUGACAUUAAAAAGAACCAACUGUGGCGCGAAACUUUUUUGUGCGAAAAGUGUUAAAAUUAAAACGAUAUGGGAUGAGUUAUAGUGAGAGAUGUUAUGUUCAACCCACUGUUCCAGCCGAAGAUGAUGCACGAAAUUCACGACAAUGCUGGGGCAGGUGCAAACGACGCGAUGGAGGAAAACGAGGGCGGAGGGAGUGGGGGUGCCGAGGUCGAUAUGGACGAUAUCGGCUCCCUCACUUUACCUCCCGAUUUGCCCCCCUACUCCGGUGACUACAUCAUAAGUGACUAUAUGGAACGUCUUGGCACACGUCUCAACAUCCUGGAAACUGAAUUAAAAUAUGCGUGGCGAGCGCUUGAUCUUCUAAGCCAAGAAUAUGUAAGAAUGUGGGAUCGAUUGGAAAGACUGGAGUCAUUGCUUGCAGAUCAACAGGGUGUAAUAUCUACUCUACUUGAUUUUUAUGCAUGUCGCACAGUUACAUCUAGAGAUCCUAUGUCAAGGCUAGAAGUAAUAAGAGAAAUAUUGGGUAAUGGCACUGUGGAAGACGGAAUAGAAGAAGGAUUAGAUAUAGGGAGAAGUGGAGUUUUAUUAGAUAACCAAGAAGAGGUCAUGGAGUCAAAUGAGGCAUUCUAUAGAAGUUUAAAUCAGGCUUAUAGAGACGAUUUGGUAUGUGAUGAAACUUCUAGACCUUCUUCACAAUUGGACAUGAUUUGGGAAGCACCAGAAGAAACGGAAGUAGAAAUUAUACCGACAACAUCGAGACAAAUUUACAGUGCCAGUGAUUAUAAAAAUUACUGUGGAUUACAAGGUGGUCCAGGUAUAAGUGAAAGAGACAUAGUUCAUCUAUCCAAUUUAAGUACAAUAGAUCAAAUUACAGUAGAUAAAUUACAUGAAUUAGAUAGGUUGACAACUCAAUUACAUAAAGAUUCGAGAGAGUUAAAAGACUUGAAAACAAGGCUCCUUAGUCCUGACCCAAAAAUAACAGCAAAACGUGACAGAGAUAGAGAUAUAGAAGCAAAAACAUUGGUUGAAGACGGAAAUAUUAUAAAUGAGCAACUAAAAAAUGUAUACACAGGUGGUGAAAACUGGGGUAUAAAUGAUAUGAUGAAAAGUUUUGAAGAUUUUAUUUUAACAAUACCAAAAGAUAAUUCUGUUAGAGACAAGUCUCCGUCUAGAUUAUCGCAUACUGAACAUUCAGUCUCCGAAAGAACAUUAGAUUAUUUACAACCAUCUUUGUCACCUCGGCGUAAAUUUGUACAUGAAAGAACAACAACGGAACCUUACACUACAGUAACAGGUCGAUUAGCUUAUAGUUCAGCUGUAGCUAAUGCUGAAAUAGCAGCUAAAUCGUCUAAAUCACCCAGUGCUAUGUCAAUAGAAAGAUUUGAAUAUAGUUCCCCAUAUCAAGUAACAGAUAUUACAAAACAAAAUUAUUAUUCUACAAAAAGUACAACACAAACAUUGAGUGAAAUAUAUAAAAGUAGCACAGAGCAACAUUCACCGUUAUCUGUUCAUGAGAUAUAUGAUGUACCUUCAGACAACAUACUAGACAUAAGUUUUGAUGAAAACAGAUUGAGAAAAUCUCCUAGUCCUCCCCCCCCUGCCCCUCCGAAUGGCGCUCCACAUUUUUCAUCAAUUGAAGAUAAUAAUGAACUAUUAUCUGCUCAACAAUCUAUGCUAUCAACAGGUUCCAAUAUUCCAGCCGAUAAUUUACGUUUAAGUCCACGAUCACCGAAAUCUCCAAAAACAUCACCAAAACAUUUAAAAAGAGAUAGUACUAAUAUUGUAGCAGCAAAAUCGGAUUCAGGUCUUUCCUCAAUGAGUGGUUGGUCUAGUUUAGAAAAAAGUCCGGGUUCACCUAAAACAGGAAGAGUAAGUCAUUCAGUGCAUGAUGGGCAUAGAGUAAGAAUACCUUCUCCACAAUCAGUUCAAAGAUUAUCAUAUGAAACAGAAUCAAAGCCAUAUUUAGAAACAUUAGUUGAUUCAUAUCAGUUCGAAGAAAAAGAUGUGAAAAGAGAUUACAAUUUGAGGAAAAGUGACAGUUUUAAAGAUACGUCAAUGGAUAUAAAUAGGAUGCAAGAAACAAUGGAUUCUAGUUUUUUAAAAAGCGAUAUUCCUUAUUCAAUAUCUAGUCAAAGUUCUAUUAGUAAUAUUGAUUAUUAUUAUCAAAAUGAAGCACCUUCUAUUUACUCUGUGGCAGGCAAUAGGCAACCAAUUUUUACCACCGUUUAUAGUACGCCAAGGGGAAUGCUUUCUGAAGAUAGACGUUUUUCCGAGUUAUUAGAUAGAAAUGAAAUUAUGGAGCCGGUUCCUAAGCAAACAAUUGAUCCUUAUCCACCAGAACCUAGCUAUCACGCGCAAACUGUUGUGAUGUCAGCAGCAAAUGUAAUUAAAAAACCUCUGAUAAGAGCGAACACAUUAGGAUCAAAUGAUGUACACUUUCAUCAAAAUGGAUAUAAAUCAAAUAAUCACAGGUCUGGAUAUCCAACAGGAAAUUUAACUGAUGCACUUUCCUACUACCCAACGUCUAGUAGAUAUGAUUCACCAAAGCGGCCAUCUUUAGAAGAUCAAAUAUCCUGGCGAGGUAAUAGGUCACCCACUAGUUCAGUAGAGACAUCUAGCUUAAAAUCACACUCUCUUAAUAUAGCAGAGAGAAAGCAAUUUCAAAAUCAGUUACAGCAAGAAUAUUUUAAACAACAACAAUAUGAUCAAAGAAAUGGAGACGCACUGAAUGAUGUUCAAGGAUACGACAAAGAAAUGGAACAAACUUUACUUCGAAAAGAACAAUAUGUAGAUUCGACAGGUGUUUUGGUUUCAGAAUCGGGUUAUUUAUCAAUAUCUUCAAAUUUAAAAGGAAAAUCACUGGAUAAACAAACAAAAAAACCUAAAAGAACUUCAUCACUGAAAUCUGCAAUGUCAUCCAUGAGUCAUUGGCUUCCAGACUUACAUUUACCAAAAAAACAUAGAUCGCAUUCUUUACCGUCUGGUGUAGAUACAGUACCGGAUCAAACGCAACAAGAAAAAACAUUAAAAGAAAGACUAUUAUCUGCUCAGAGACGAAAAAAGAAGUAUCACUUGGUUGCAUCUAUGUCAGGACUGUUACAAAAAGCUAGAAGAAAACAGCAAGCAAGUCACCAAUCACUAUCAGAUCCUGAAACAUCUGAAACAGAAUGGUCUGGUGGACGAUCUAGUGCUCAAUCUGAGGAUAGUGAUAGCGUUUUUUCCGAUUCUACACAUGAGGGUAACGUUUUUGCUAAAGUACCUACAAAAACUAAACAAAGAAAAGUGAAUAAUCAAGAAAUAGUUGAACAACAGCAAAUGAUUCAAGACCUGCAACAUCAAGGUUUAGAAUUUCAAGAUGACGAUAGUGAAUGUAUUAUAGAAGAAAAUGAAAAAUUUCAAAGUAAUACUUUACCUAGAGAUAAAAGUGAUGAUAUAGACUUCCAUUUUGCUCGUGUUAGCCAAAUGAAAAGUGAUACUAUCACUGAAUUAGAAAAGCUCGAUAUUGAUACCGAUAUAUCUAAUAUAGAUCCUUUUGAAGAUGAUUUCAAGGAUGAAAAUCGUUCUCCUACAUCUUUGUUUGCUACUGUAGGAGAUGUCAAAAAAGCAUCAGCAUCAGGAGAUGAAGGAGUUAUUGAUAAUAAUAAAUCUUACAAUGGCAGUUCACAAGAAUUUGCAGUAUCUAGGGCAUUAGGUAAAUAUCGACUGCGAAAGUCAUCAUCUGUAUCUGACGAUCAAAUUUCUGAUACAUCUCCUCCUAAAAUUGAAUCAAAUAUUCCGGAAGAAUUUAAUGAAGAACAAACCCAGAAAAAUAAAAGACUAACUAAAACAAGUCCACCCAAAUCAAGUCCACCAGAAAUAAUAAGUAGUUCAGCCCCAGAAGAAUCGAUUGCCUUUUCGGAACGCAGUCCAUCAAUUCAAAGUGUGCGAGGUAUGCCGAAUAAAUUUCAGCCAAGACAUCAACAAAGCUUAGAAAUUCCGAGCAAACAUGAAGACGACGAUAGUAAAAGUACACAUUCUUGGAGGAGUGGGUCAAGAGUAUCAUCUAGACGUCAAAGUACAGAAGAUAGCAUUGAUUCGGAAGAUGAGUGGUACUGUUACGAGCUUAGAAAGUUAGAAGAAAUGGAACAUCAGUCACAGUUAGAGGCAGAGAGAGUUAAGACCUUAGCAGAAGAGCCUGAAUUUGAAGAAGAGGUUAUAGCUGAGUCUAAGGAAGUAUUAAAAGAAAAAAUGUCCUUUGUAUUACGGGAAUUAAAGCUUAAAACAGCGACAAUCAAGGUAAAAUAUGAUGAAACACCUUCAGAGGAUAAGUGGAAGGAGGUAACGACUUUUCCUACUAUUGAAGAUAAAUUUGACGAUAUGGGCGCAGAUGAAGAGUCUGAUGAUGGCAAAUCCUAUGCUGAUUCGGGCUCAGGCGAGACUUCAGGACCGGAUAGUCCAGUACAAAGUGGAGACGAGUUUGAAGAGGACUAUGAUGCUCCGCAAUCUCAACAAGUUCCUGCCGCAGCUGAACCGGCACCGCAACAAGAUGCUCCAGUUGGAAGUAAAUGGAAACUACUUAAAGCCCUGAAGGAUCGAAAAGCUGAGGAGAAAACGACAGAAACACCAGCUGAGACGACUCCAUCUACAGAAAAGGAUAAAGUUAGUGCUGGUAAUGGCACCGGUGGAUUCAACGACCAGGGCGGGCGAGGAAAUGGGCAUCCCGGAGAUAAUCCAUUUUAUAGCAAUAUUGACAGUAUGCCAGACAUACGGCCUAGAAGGAAAUCCAUACCACUGGUAUCCGAACUUGUUCUCAAGACGAUGGCAGCGACGAAGAGGAAUGCAGGUUUGACAUCAGCCGUACAUCGAGCAACCUUGAAUGAUGAGGAAUUGAAAAUGCACGUUUACAAGAAGACUUUACAAGCUUUGAUCUACCCGAUUUCCUCGACAACGCCUCACAACUUUGUGUUAUGGACAGCGACAUCUCCUACAUACUGUUACGAGUGCGAAGGCUUGCUUUGGGGUAUUGCAAGGCAAGGAGUUAGGUGCACAGAGUGUGGGGUUAAGUGCCACGAAAAAUGCAAAGAUUUGCUCAAUGCUGACUGUCUUCAGAUGUGUUUCGCAGGGGCGGCUGAGAAGUCUUCCAAACAUGGCGCAGAAGAUAAGGCCAACUCGAUAAUCACCGCUAUGAAGGAAAGGAUGAAGCAGCGCGAAAGAGAUAAGCCGGAAAUCUUUGAACUAAUCAGGCGGACUUUUAACGUCGACCCCGACACUCACAUAGACAGCCUCGAACAGGCCGAGCAAAUCACUAUAGAAGGGACUUCGAAAUGGUCCUGCAAAAUCGCCAUCACAGUUAUCUGCGCUCAAGGGCUGAUAGCCAAGGAUAAAAGUGGAACCUCAGAUCCGUACGUAACCGUCCAAGUCAGCAAAGUAAAGAAGAGAACAAGAACGAUGCCCCAAGAACUAAAUCCUGUUUGGAACGAGAAAUUUUACUUCGAAUGCCACAACUCCUCAGAUCGAAUAAAAGUAAGAGUUUGGGACGAAGACAAUGACUUGAAAUCCAAACUUCGGCAAAAGUUGACACGAGAAUCGGACGAUUUUUUGGGUCAAACAAUCAUUGAGGUUCGGACGCUAUCUGGAGAAAUGGACGUAUGGUACAACUUGGAGAAGAGAACAGACAAAUCCGCAGUAUCAGGAGCCAUCAGACUACACAUCAAUGUUGAGAUCAAAGGAGAAGAGAAAGUGGCACCAUAUCACGUUCAGUAUACCUGCCUCCACGAAAACCUAUUCCAUUACCUUUGCGAAGAAAAUGGUGGUGCAGUGACGCUUCCGGCAGCGCGAGGCGAUGAUGCUUGGAAGAUAUACUUCAAUGAAAACCCCGAAGAGAUCGUCGACGAGUUCGCUAUGAGAUACGGCAUCGAAGCUAUUUAUCAGGCUAUGACGCAUUUUCACUGCCUCUCUACAAAAUACCUCUGCGCGGGCGUGCCAGCUGUCAUGUCCACCCUGUUGGCUAACAUUAACGCCUACUAUGCUCACACCACUGCGUCUUCCGCCGUCUCCGCAUCAGACAGAUUUGCUGCUUCCAACUUUGGAAAAGAAAAGUUCGUCAAACUGCUCGACCAACUGCACAAUUCCCUCCGGAUCGAUCUCUCAAUGUACCGCAACAACUUCCCAGCAUCCAGCGCUGAGAAACUCAUGGACCUCAAAUCUACUGUCGACCUGCUCACUAGCAUUACAUUCUUUAGGAUGAAGGUCCAAGAGCUCAGCAGCCCGCCUCGUGCCAGUACUGUCGUCAAAGACUGCGUAAAAGCUUGCCUUAGAUCAACAUAUCAAUUCCUAUUCGAAAACUGUUACGAGCUAUACAAUAGAGAGUUCCAGGUGGACCCGAAUGAAGCGAAACGCGAUCCAUCAGACCACGGGCCGCAGCUGGAUUCGGUGGACUUCUGGCACAAACUGAUAGCGCUCAUCGUAUCUGUGAUAGAAGAGGAUAGGAACAGCUACGCGCCCGUCCUCAACCAGUUCCCGCAGGAAUUGAAUAUUGGACAGUUAUCUGCUGCGACGAUGUGGUCAUUGUUCGCCGUGGACAUGAAGUACGCGCUAGAAGAACAUGAACAGCAUCGGCUCUGCAAGUCUUCCGCUUAUAUGAAUCUGCAUUUCAAGGUUAAAUGGCUACAUACAAAUUACGUGAAAGACGUUCCUCCAUACUGCGGCGCAGUUCCAGAGUACCCGGCGUGGUUUGAACCCUUCGUCAUGCAGUGGCUCAAUGAAAAUGAUGACGUGUCACUAGAAUACCUCAACGGUGCUUUCAACAGAGAUAAGAGAGACGGGUUCCAAAAAUCUAGCGAACACGCACUGUUCAGUAACUCAGUGGUUGAUGUGUUCACGCAACUGACGCAAUGCUUCGAUGUGGUGUCCAAACUCGAGUGUCCUGAUCCGGAGAUAUGGAAGCGAUAUAUGAAGAGAUUUGCGAAGACCAUCGUUAAAGUACUGGUUGCGUACGCGGAUAUCGUGAAAAAGGAGUUUCCUGAGCAUUUGAAGGAGGAAAGAGUGGCCUGCAUUCUAAUGAACAAUAUACAGCAGCUCCGAGUGCAGUUAGAGAAGAUGUUUGAAGCAAUGGGCGGCACGAAGCUCGAACGAGAUGCCGCCGAUAUUUUGAACGAUUUGCAAGCCAGCCUCAAUAGCACAUUGGACGAGCUCGCAUCUAUGUUUGCUAUCAGCCUAGAAACGAGGAUAACAGCCAGUGUGAAGGAGCUCGGGGAAUUACUUCAAAAGGUGGGAGGCGGCACGGCAGUUCCUGGCGCGCCGCAGCCGCCCGCGCAUCACGAGGCUGAUGAGGUGCUGAGGCCGCUGAUGGAUAUUUUGGAUGGCUCGCUAACAAUGUACGCGGAAUCUUGCGAGAAAACUGUGCUCAAGAGGCUUUUGAAAGAACUAUGGAAGAUUGUGAUGAAGAUACUCGAGAAAACUGUGGUGCUUCCCCCUAUGACUGAUAAGACGAUGAUGCUCAAGAAUCUCACGAACAAUGCGAAGAAUUUAGCGGCGAACGCGAAGAUCGAAGACAUGACGCAGCUUUUCAAGAGCACGGUCGGUAAACAGGAUGUCAAACAUGCUCUUUCCGGCGUCAUGGAUAUUUCGAAGGAGCAUUUAUCAGCAGAAAAGAGUCUCACGCCUAAGCAAUGCGCAGUAUUAGAUGCAGCACUAGAUACCAUCAAGUUGUACUUCCACGCGGGUGGCAACGGUUUGAAGAAGACCUUCCUGGAGAAAAGCCCAGAGCUACAGUCAUUGAGAUACGCGCUGAGUCUAUACACACAAACUACCGAUACGCUGAUCAGAACGUUUGUUACCAGUCAGCAAAAUCAGGAUGCAGCAGUAGCGGAAGAAGGCAGCGUGGGCGAAGUAUCGCUUCAAGUAGAUCUUUUCACACACCCUGGCACGGGAGAACACAAGAUCACAGUUAAAGUGGUUGCUGCAAAUGACCUGAAGUGGGUGAUCGCCAGCGGCAUGUUCCGUCCGUUCAUCGAAGUGAAUCUCAUUGGGCCGCACCUCGCCGACAAGAAAAGGAAAUUCGCCACCAAGUCCAAGAGCAACAACUGGAGCCCCAAGUUCAAUGAGACUUUCCAUUUUAUGGUGAGCGCAACGGAACAGUUAGAGUUGUUUGAACUGCACGUUUGUGUGCGGGACUACUGCUUCGCUCGGGAAGACAGAUUGGUCGGCGUGGCGGUCAUGAGACUGUCUGAUAUUGCUGAACAGGGCUCGUGCGCUUGCUGGCUACCUCUCGGCACUCGCGUCAAGAUGGAUGAAACUGGCUGGACAAUACUAAGAAUCCUCUCGCAGCGGCACAGCGAUGAAGUAGCGAGAGAGUUCGUCAAACUUAAAUCAGAAAUGAGAGCGGAAGCACCGACUGGUACCCAAGGACCGGCGUGAAAUCAAUAAGAAUUAACCGCGUGAUCGAAGUUCAGCAAGCCAAUCAUAUACGACUGGAAUGAGCCGGUUGUGAUAUAUUAAAUAGUACUAACGGAGCGACCACGGCAAUCGGUCCGCAACGGACAUUUCGGAGAGCAGGAGGUGAAUCGACGAUGUCUCUUAAGAUAUACCUUAAGGUCAAAUCAAGAUCGAAUCCAACAAGACACUCGGCGCUCCGGCGGUUACCGGUCAGUGCUCGUUCGUUCCUUUCGUUUACAUUCUCGACGAGAGAAAUCGUUUUGUAAAUAAAUUUACGGAGUUAAGUUACGCGGAUAGUAGAAAUAUUUUGCACAAAUUUGAAUCAUUAGCCAAAAAGACUGACCGUAGGCGGCCGGACGCUGCUACGUCCGCCGAUGUUUAGGGAUUCAGCAAAAUAAGGUCUCCUUUCGAAAUUUAAUGCGUCAAAGUCUUUUUGUUUCCGUUUUAUAUACCUAACCAUCGCAAAUAGCACAAAAUUUAAUUUAAGAAUACUUAUCAUCCAAGUUUAUUUCUUCCAUUAAAUUUUCUGAAAGAUUUGUUAAAUAAUAUUUCGUAGUCGUUGAAGCGCCAGACUCGUUUUCAGUCAUAGCUUCAUGGGUGUCGCCGUUUUGAUAUUUUGCUGGAUUCCUAAAGCUGUGUGUGGACAUAUUAUCGACACACGAUUUAUGUAUUAAUUCUACUUGUAUGGACCAAACUGUCGUUAUUACAGACGCAUUACCUAUUCCUUAACCCCUAAUAUUAAAUCAACAUUAUUUAUCUACUUAAUCAUCUUAUCGUUAUACGUGUACAGUAAAUAAAUAUAUGGCCUUAUGUAAAUUAUUUCCUUCGUUUGUUGGUAUGCAUGUGCUUCUUUCGAGGUGCAUGUAUUAAAGUUUUGCGUGUUGAGAUUCGAUGCGAGUUUUACGUUUCCCGUUAUUGCGUGUUAGUCAUGCUCGAAUUAAUGCACGUUUAGGAGAUGAAUGUUCUAAAAUUGGAUUAAGUACUAUGAGUAGUAUGAUUUGUUGUAAAAUGUAUGGUCUCGUCUUUUAUAUGAACUCCUUUACGCCCCGUUUUAAGUGAUCCGCAUUAUAUUAUGUGAUCCGAUUUGUAUAUAUACGUAUCAAAAAUUGUUAAAAUAAUACAUAUGUAUCACCUCUUUGUUCUUACUUUUUACGCUUGAUCUGUUUAACAUGUUACCUAAAGUCUCCUGUCUUUUGUAUAUUAUUGAAAAAUGUGAUAUUGUUAUAAAAUGAGAUACAUAAUUCAUAACUGUGGAUAUUUAUAUGGACUCUCUUUAUGAAAGUUCAUAUUGUGUGUUGACUGUUAACAUUCGCUUCUAAUUUGUUUGGUCCUUCGGGAUUUUGAUACUGUAUCCGUUCUUCAAUUUUCUAUAAUUAUUAUUAUUAUAAAUAAAAUGUUCGUCAAAUCCUUUAAAAGUAAUAAACCUAAUCUUAGACAUUCAGUGCUCAAAUAUUUUUCGUUAAGCGUUAGUAUCGUGUUUGUAAUGUACCUACUUGUUUGCGAUAAUGGUAUAUCAAUUUAUGAAAACUUAACCACUUCAAGCAAGGUCGAAAGUUCACGGUGUUGGAAAAGUCACACGAAUAUUUAAGAGGUUUGUUUUCGGUGCUACAUUGUUAUCAUUCGCGUAAGACAUGUCUGAGUACAAUAAUUAUGGUUAGUCUACAUUGCCAUACUUCACUAUCACUUUUUACACUAUUCCUCAGAAGUGUCUUUUAUACUAUUUGAAUAUUUCACACGUAGAUCUUUUUGAAACAUAUUACAAUUGUAAAAUUUAUGAUCUAUCUCCACUUAAUAAACAGUUCAUGACUUUACUUUAAGUUACUGUAUUUUGCAAUUUACGCCUUGAGUAUUUACAGUAGUAUGUCUAUGUGCGUGCGUGCCUGUGUGUGUGUGUGUGCGCGUGCAUGUGUGAGUGGGGGAGGGGGGAGGCGCGAGUCGUAUGAUGUCUUUACUUUGAUCAUUCACAUCUCUGAAUUACGUUACGUUAGGGCAUUUAUGGCCUACCUAGAGUUAGGGUUCGCAUGUGAUAAAGCCGUACCACGUACAUACCUCGUAUACGUACCUACUCGUUCAUAAAAUAAUGUAGCAUUGAAAAUGUAACCGAGAAGCACAUCACUUAAUACACAUGGGAGUUAGAUUUUCUGUAUAUUAGUAUUUAUCAUGGAUUACAUAUCUGUAGAUAGAAUGUGGUUUGCCUAGUCCAAAUCUCAGUAAUAUAUUAUAAAAAAAUAUAUUUACUCGUCUUACUAAAUCUAAAUUAAAAUCAUUUCUUGGGUGAUUUUCUUGUGAUUUUAAAUUGACUGAAUCGGUUUGUUUUUGAAAGUUGAUUAAUUUUUUAAAGCACACACAGAAAUAAUAUUACCUAAGUAAAUUAAUAAGGAAUAUAAAAGUUUAUUGUUUAACAGCGGUAACGUUUAAAGAUAUACCUACCUAUAACUUUCUCGUGUGCUUUAUUAGGAGUUGUUUAGAACAAUUGUUUUAGAAAAAUGUACCCAAUGAAUGGAUAGUUAUUGAUGUCAGAUAAAUAAUGUAUCCAAUAUUUAUAUUCUCCAGACUUAUAUUUCAGACUUAUAUCUUAUCGAUAUUUAGGUAAAGUGACAAAAUAUAUUAAUUUGAUAUUAUUUAAUUAUAAUAUUAUGUAUUACUUAACUAAAAUACGUAUAUGUUUUUACUCCCGUUUUAGGGUGUAAACUAUAGAUUUUUGCAGAUUGUAACUUUUACACAAUACAAAAAUUAUUUGCUGCGCAUUUGCAAACACUAUGCGCUCUGCCUUAUACUACUCUCGGUGUCUGGUUAAUAUUUCGUAUAAUAUAAAUCUGUAGGAUGUUAGAAAUUCUAUCUACGAAUAUAUUUAAAUAAGCCAGCUGCAACAUCACUGCAUAACAACCUCGACAUACACAAAUACAGAGGUAUUUAUUAUUAUUGAAUAUAACAAAUCUAAGUUAAAAAUAUUCCGAAACCAUAAUUUUUCUCUUUGUUUGUUGUACCUCUAAAAUCUAUCUUAAACCUUAUCUUAAGAAUGAAUUGAAUAUCUACGCCUUCGAGUUCAGCUGACUUUUUUCAAUAUAAAUCAUACAUUUACCUCAAUCAUUUAUUAUAAAUAUAAAAGUUCGUUAAAGUUGAUUUCAAACUACGGAAUAUAAUAUAGGUAAUAUAUAAAUAUCGC